Messenger RNA from Drosophila eugracilis, 2276 nucleotides. It is a transcript of the gene bmm, whose product is annotated as patatin-like phospholipase domain-containing protein 2. Lineage: Eukaryota; Metazoa; Arthropoda; Insecta; Diptera; Drosophilidae. The coding region runs from base 289 to 1941 and encodes 550 amino acids. The transcript is spliced from 7 exons. Gene Ontology annotation, cellular component: lipid droplet; cytoplasm; membrane. Gene Ontology annotation, biological process: triglyceride catabolic process; lipid homeostasis. The record is from RefSeq and is a predicted model, not a curated record. Gene Ontology annotation, molecular function: triacylglycerol lipase activity.
GCGGAGCGAAUGAAUAACGGUUCGCGAGCAACAACGAUUCUUUACUCGAGAGCGGAGUAAUUUUCCAAGUCGACAAAUAGUGUUUCAAAACCAAAACGAGAUUUAUUCGACUAGUCGCGCCUACAAAUUACCAAAUCGAAGGAGCUGCAAUUCAGGUCCCGAGUCCGCGGAGCAAAAUCUGUGGAAAGUGCUAGAAAAAAAUAGGAAAGAAAAACCAGUGACGCGAGCAACAACAACAACAAACCGUCAUCGGACGAUUUAUACAAUAUCUAACGCAGAGUCCAAAGCAUGAAUCUGUCAUUCGCUGGCUGCGGAUUCCUGGGCAUUUACCACGUCGGAGUGGCCGUCUGCUUCAAGAAGUAUGCACCGCAUCUGUUGCUGGAGAAGAUUGGAGGCGCUUCGGCCGGUUCCCUGGCCGCCUGCUGUCUCCUCUGCGAUUUGCCAUUGGGGAGCAUGACUUCGGAUUUCUUUAGGGUAGUGAACGAAGCACGUCGCUAUUCUCUGGGUCCCUUCAGUCCCUCCUUUAAUAUUCAAACUUGCCUCCUGGAGGGUCUGCAGAAGCAUCUGCCCGACGAUGCCCACAAGCGGGUUAAUGGACGUCUCCACAUCUCACUUACCCGAGUCUAUGAUGGAAAGAACGUGAUCAUCUCGGAGUUUGAGUCAAGGGAAGAGGUCCUGCAGGCAUUAUUGUGUGCAUGCUUUAUACCAGGAUUCUCUGGCAUUCUGCCGCCCCGUUUCCGUGGAGUGCGCUAUAUGGAUGGUGCCUUUUCGGACAACUUGCCCAUUCUGGACGAGAACACAAUCACAGUGAGCCCGUUCUGCGGCGAAAGUGAUAUUUGCCCAAGGGAUCAGAGUUCACAGCUUUUCCAUCUGAAUUGGGCCAACACCAGUAUCGAGAUCUCCAGGCAGAACGUAAAUCGUUUUGUGCGGAUCCUCUUCCCCCCUCGUCCCGAGUUUCUGUCAAAAUUCUGUCAGCAGGGAUUCGACGAUGCCCUGCAGUUCCUCCAUCGAAACAAUCUUAUCAAUUGUCGGCGUUGCGUGGCAGUUCAGUCCACAUUCGUGGUUUCCGAGACAGUGGCCCAGCCGCAGGAGUUUGAUCCCGAGUGCAGGGAGUGCAAGAAGCAUAGAAAGGACGCUUUGAGCUCAAAUAUGCCACAAACAGUGCUGGAUGUAAUCCAGGAUUAUAUCGAACAAGCUAAUAAGGGUCUGGCCAAUUGGAUCUUCAAACAUCGUGGUAUUAAACUGCUUUCCCUGCCUGCUACAGUGCCAAUGGACUUUCUCCUUGCCACUAUUUCAAAAAUAUCAGAAUUGACGCCGAAACUUACCAAGCAAGCCAGAGUAAUGGUGGAGGACUUUGUGCUUCAGUUGAAUAACGCCAUGCGGAUACGCCUGCUAAAUAAAUUCACUCUUUAUGACCAGCCUCACUUUGAUGCCACUGGACUCCUCCAUUCCAGUCGCUUAUAUGGACCUCGUGUAUCAAUUCUAGUAGAUGAAUGUGGAGCCACCCCACUAGAGGACGAUGUCGAUAACUUUGAGCAUGUCCUCAAGAUGACCACGCACAACGACGCUCUCUAUGCCUAUUACUACACCGACAAUAACACAAACAAGGUUAAAGUAACUGAGAUUUUCGAUUUUGACGAUAUGACGGAGCAUGACCAACUGGCCACUGAUCUGCAGAUAUACGAAGGAUCGGUGGAAGAUCAUCCCAAUCCCCAUCAGCACAGUCACAAUACAGUGGUUAGCGAAUGGAAUGGUGUAGAAUCAGACUUCUUCAUCGAUGCCCAGUCGCCAAAUGUGGAGGAUAGUAAAACAAUAGUGCCACAAUUUGCCCGCGUGGAUCUGGAGCCCGACUCAGAUGCUAGCGUCCUCAGUGAUCCUGAGGUUGAUCAGACUUUUAGCAACACUACGCACAACACCGCUAUGUAUAUAGAAAUUGAAUGAGAUUAGAAUGGGAAGUGGGAAUGCAAGGGAUUAUGGGGGCAUCAUCUUAAGAACUGUAACGAAACAUCUCCAAAGCGGCUCGUAGCAAAGCGAAAAGCCUAGUAGCGUUUCCAUUAGUAUAAUUCUUAGUCUUAGUACGACCAACGUAUGUACCUAACUUAACUUAGCCGUAUGCUGCCAUUGUAUCAUCGCCAGUUUGUAAGCGGCAAUUAGAAAAUAAUUGCAUUCUUGUUAUUAGUCACCCAAACACGACUUGUAUUACAUCCAAAUCCCAUAUGUGUUUAGCCUAAGUUGAUAAUGUAUAAACAAUUAAACAAUAAACUAAAUUUAUAAAA